This is a messenger RNA of Strigops habroptila (Kakapo), 8363 nucleotides long. It is a transcript of the gene KLHL24, whose product is annotated as kelch like family member 24. The transcript is spliced from 10 exons. The record is from RefSeq and is a predicted model, not a curated record. Bases 521 to 2323 code for a protein of 600 amino acids. Gene Ontology annotation, molecular function: protein binding. Lineage: Eukaryota; Metazoa; Chordata; Aves; Psittaciformes; Psittacidae.
UGGCUGGGAGACUGGAGCAGUGUGUCUGAAGAGAAAGAGCUGGCAGCCAAGCUCCGCGGGGCCAUGCGAGUGGUGCUGUGUUACGGACUCCUUCCUUUAAUCCCUUAUGUUUUCCGAAGUGAACCCUGUUACAUAGUCAUAUUGACCCCAAGAGUUACAGGCUGAAAGGACCAGGGCAGACAAGGGGUUAUAUCAGUUGAUCGGCUGCCACCGCUGCGACCUCCAGCCGCGACAGCAGCACCCUGCACACCCCGGCCCGGAACUAACCUUGGCUGCCUGCGCUUGGCAGGGACGGGGGCGCCCCGCUUUGUGCUACUGUGGAGCAGGAACGGGCAGAAGACGGUCACCGGUGCGGCCACACCACGCAACUGCCUGUGCUGACGUGACGCGGCAGCGGGCACGGGGUGGAAGCCACCUCCACUGGCAGCAGCAGAAGCUCAGCUCAGCCUCAGACCGUAGCACUGUGAAGGAGAAACUCUGCAAAUAUUUCUCAAUGACUCUAUAGCCAACUGAUGUAACAAUGGUACUAAUAUUGGGACGCAGACUGAAUAGAGAGGAUAGCGGGAUACGAGAUUCCCCUGCCACCAAGCGGAAAGUUUUUGAAAUGGACCCAAAGUCAUUGUCAGGCCCUGAGUUUUUCGACUUCUCCUCGGGAUCAUCCCAUGCUGAAAGCAUUCUCCAGAUCUUCAAUGAAUUCCGAGACAGCCGGUUGUUCACAGAUGUUAUUAUCUGUGUGGAAGGGAGGGAGUUUCCCUGCCACCGAGCAGUUCUCUCAGCCUGCAGCAGCUACUUCAGAGCUAUGUUCUGCAACGACCAUAGGGAGAGCAGAGAGAUGCUGGUGGAGAUCAAUGGCAUUCUUGCUGAAGCUAUGGAUUGCUUUUUGCAGUAUGUAUACACGGGCAAGGUGAAAAUCACUACAGAGAACGUGCAGUAUCUCUUUGAAACAUCAAGUCUCUUUCAGAUCAGCGUUCUGCGCGACGCCUGCGCCAAGUUCCUGGAAGAACAGCUGGAUCCUUGCAAUUGCCUGGGCAUCCAGCGCUUCGCAGAUGCGCACUCGCUCAAGACACUGUUUACCAAGUGCAGAAACUUUGCGCUGCAGACAUUUGAGGAUGUGUCCCAGCAUGAAGAAUUCCUCGAGCUGGGGAAGGAUGAGCUUAUUGAUUACAUUUGCAGUGAUGAACUGGUGAUCAGUAAGGAGGAGAUGGUGUUUGAAGCUGUCAUGCGCUGGGUGUACCGGGCAGUCGAGUUGCGAAGACCAGUGUUACAUGAACUUCUGACGCACGUCAGGCUCCCCUUGUUACACCCAAACUACUUUGUGCAGACUGUGGAAGUGGACCAGCUGAUUCAGAACUCCCCAGAGUGCUAUCAGCUGCUGCAUGAAGCCAGGCGAUACCAUAUCCUUGGAAAUGAGAUGAUGUCUCCCAGAACUAGGCCACGCAGAUCAACUGGUUAUUCUGAGGUGAUAGUUGUUGUUGGAGGCUGUGAACGAGUUGGAGGGUUUAAUUUGCCAUAUACUGAGUGCUACGAUCCUGUAACAGGAGAGUGGAAGUCACUGGCUAAACUUCCAGAGUUUACCAAGUCUGAGUAUGCAGUGUGUGCCCUACGGAAUGAUAUUCUUGUUUCAGGUGGAAGAAUCAAUAGCCGGGAUGUUUGGAUUUAUAACUCUCAACUUAACAUUUGGAUCAGAGUUGCCUCCUUAAAUAAAGGCAGAUGGCGUCAUAAAAUGGCUGUUCUUCUUGGUAAAGUGUAUGUUGUUGGAGGAUACGAUGGGCAAAACCGCCUCAGCAGUGUGGAGUGUUACGAUUCAUUUUCUAAUCGAUGGACGGAGGUGGCUCCCCUUAAAGAAGCUGUGAGCUCUCCGGCUGUCACCAGCUGUGUUGGCAAACUCUUUGUGAUCGGGGGUGGUCCUGACGACAACACGUGUUCUGAUAAGGUUCAGUCUUACGAUCCUGAUACUAAUUCUUGGUUGCUCCGUGCAACUAUCCCUAUCGCCAAAAGAUGUAUUACGGCUGUGUCUUUAAACAAUCUGAUCUAUGUUGCUGGUGGGCUUACCAAAGCAAUAUACUGCUAUGAUCCAAUCGAGGACUACUGGAUGCAUGUGCAGAAUACAUUCAGCAGACAGGAGAACUGUGGCAUGUCUGUGUGUAAUGGAAAAAUCUAUAUCCUUGGUGGAAGGCGAGAAAAUGGUGAAGCCACAGACACUAUUCUUUGUUACGACCCUGCAACGGGCAUUAUCACAGGAGUAGCAGCCAUGCCCAGGCCAGUAUCAUAUCACGGCUGUGUGACAAUUCAUAGAUAUAAUGAAAAAGGCUUUAAACUGUAGUAUUUUUCUUGGAAAAAAAGAAGAUGGCACGAAUGAAACCAGUGGUCUGCUGCAAGACAGGCUUUUUAAAGAUUCCUGAAGUGGGAGAAUGCCCUUUCCCUGCCUAAGUGUCAUAUGAAAAUUAUAUCCUGUGCCUUUAGAAAAAGGGUUAAUUUAACUUGCAAAACAAGUCUGCAAAUCAAUCCAGUAGCCAGAGUUCAGUUAUAUCUGCUGUGGGCUCUGAUAUGAGAGCAGUAACAAUACAUUGUACUAGUGUUCAGAAAGUUUGCCCUAUGUGUGCUUAGUAAUUAAAAUCUUGGAAGCUUUUUGGGGAAAGUGCCUUCACAAGCAUUUGUGCCUGUGUCCUGAGGAGCGUUAUCUGCAAGGUGUUUCAGGUUCUGCUAAUUGGAAAAAUACGUGGGCAAGUAAAUUCAAAAGAAUCAUCUAAGAUAACUACCUACAAUUUAAAAAAGCUUACAUAAUUAUAGUUCAUAUGCACAACAUUCUUACAAGCAGAUUACUUGCCUUAACUAAGUAGAUUUUAUGUCAGGUCAUGCAUGGGUUGGAAUUUAAACAAACAAACAAAACCAAACAAACCAAACUAUGUGGGACAGAAUCUUUGAGGAAUGCUUUUUUUCUGAAGGAGGAACUGGUUGUUUCGUGAGCCACUGCAACUCACUGCAGUAACAAUCAUGUACCUUAGCACUAUGGGCCUUAUUCUUAGUGUUGCUAAACAUUCAUCAGAAGUACAAGGCUCCAUGACAUGGAAAACUAGUGACCACUGGCAUAUAGGCACGCAUCUGUGAAGCAAAUUAGGAAUCCCAGUUUUUAACUUUCUGAAUAGUAAUGGCUGAAUUCUGAAAGUUACUGGGUUUGUUCUUGGCUCACUGCGAAGUAUCUCUAAACUAUUCAAGAAAUAAAGGAUGAUGACCUCUGGAUUCUUCUGCUUUUUUGAAUCACAUUAUAAAUUGCCUGAUGAUAGAUGUAGGGAAUGGGGUUGCACCCUACAGCUGAUAAAUUGGUCUUUCAGAUAUCUCAUCUGCAGAGGUGGCAGAGUACCUGCCAAGUAUUUCUUGGCCUUUCUUCAGACAAUCACUUACUCUAGCACAGUUAAACUACUGUAUAAGCUGCUUGGCCACAGGUAAAGAAGUUCUGGAAAGGUUCCUUGUGUCACCAGAAAGAAUAUCUGUGGACCUGUCCACAUAGCCAUAUGAGGAAACUCCCACAUAACAUGUUUUGGGUAAUUUUGAAGCUUUGGAAGCGCCUGUAUUUUGACAUACACACACACCCCCUUUUUUUUUAAAGUAAAUGUUUUUGGUUCUUUAUAAGUCCUCCCUAGGUUUCUGUACUAGGUCUCUUUAUUUCUAGUACACAGUUGCGUAGUUGAGGCACAAGUUCAUAGAAACUGAAAUAGCACUUGAGAGUUGGAAAAUGAAUAGGAUUGUCUGUGUACCAAUUUCCUGUUAAUCACCAAAAUCCUCAGGAACUGCCUUUCAAAGGAAUUCUGAGGACAGCAGCCAGUAGGGAAGUUGGUCAGUGCCAGGGCAGAAGGAAAACAUAAGGCCCCUGCAGAGACAGCCCUGGCCUCAGGGUUCUGGUCUCCAUGCUUGCUCAGGAGGGUGAAAACAAGCACCAUCUCUGGAACGUCGUUUGUUCCACUGGACUUUCCUCAUCUGUUUUCCCAGAGUAUUUCUUCAUGAGAUGGAAAUUCUGACCCUCAGUGAAGCUGUGCCAACUGGGAGUCAUCACUUUGAGUAACAUAUGGUCGUGACUUUUAAAGAGCACUGGGAGCUGCACUUAGUGAUGCAUUAACUUGUAACCUCAGGAAAGGACACAAACUUCAGUUUCUGGCUGAAUACCAAACAUUGCUUUGUAUAUGUUAAGAAUACUGAUAAGUACAAAUCUCUGCAUAUCCCUGGUGUAAUUAGGAAUUCAGUCCCUGAGCAUGUACAUUCAUAUUGCCCUAAAAAGAAAGUCCAUUGGGAAUGUAAGACAAAUGAAUCGGAUAAAUUAAUCCUUUUCUAAGUUUCUUGUGUUUCUGCUCACCAAAUGUUACUUCGAAAAGGUAAUUUCAGUACCUGUGAAUAAGGUCCGUUGAUAGCAAUGGUAAUUGCCCAGUAACUGAUACUGUAUACUAGCACUGUAUAUAACUUGUGCCAUCAUUGUAAAUGAACAUGUAAAAAAUGAUAGGAGCACUUAAUUAGAGAUGCAAUUUGAAAAAUGCUCUCCUUUGAUUCCUUUCUUGUUUGUAUUAAGACUUGUAAUGUUAUUGUCAUGCUAAACUGCUUUGAAACAUUCUUUAUUCUGUAGGUGUAGAACAAUGUAAUUUAUGUAUAGGUAUCUUUUAAUUAAUCUGUGUUUAUAAUACUGCACUACUCUGUAAAUAACCAGAUACCGCUUUCCAUGGUUUUGAAGAUUUAUUUUAUAGUUUAGUUGCCUUUUCUUAACAAUGUAUGUACUGUUACCUAUUAUUUUGAAAACAACAGUGUUUAAUGAACCAGUAAAGGCAGAAAUGUAGAUGUAGAAGAAAACUUUGCUUAGAAUUCUUGAGAACCUGUACUCAGUGCUGAACAGUUACAUGUGUGGAGCACUGCUAAAGUGGCAGUUAUUCAUGCAAUGAUUUCCUUACUUGUUAACUCUGUAAAUAAUUUGCACUUACAGCCUGCUGUGUUAGAAAAAAUAUUUUUAGAUGCACUAGAAAAGAACAAUUCAACUUUGGUUUAAUGAAAAUUUAUCGGUUUUCUAAGAAAGAUGCAUUAAUUUGGAAGUUGUGUUCCUGAGCCACCUGUUCUCUGAUGCAUUUCACUUGGGUAUAGAUGAAUUCAAAGAUUUAAACUCUCACUAUUAUGCAUAUCUAGCUGCUUACAGUUCAUGGGCUUGAGCAGCAAGUUGUGUGGUUUCUGGUUGUGGGGUUUGGGUGGGUUUUUUUGUCUUGGCUAGGAGAGAAACUUAUUAAUGUCAUAUAGUAUAAUCAAAAGAUUUCCAAUGUUAAUGGUAGUAGGUUUAGUAGUUCUAAAGUUAGAGAUACCUGCACAAAGGUGUAACUUCAGUCUAACCAUACAUGGGAAGAGGGCUCAAGUAUCUCCAAAGUCACACCUAUAAAGUAAAUUCCAAGAGCUAACAGUUCACUAAACAGAUAAUUACCUCUUGAGCAUUUCACUCUUAAAAAGAAAUGAGUAAAUGUUUUUCUUCUCCAUUUUGAUGUCCACUUCAUGAAUUACAUCCUUCUGUUCUUAGCAAUAUGAUGUUAAUUGAAAAGAAAGUUGAUGCUUCCUUGCAGCCUGGCUUUGAGAAGGUUCUGAAUAGAUAACUUCAGGACUGCAUUACAGUUUAGUGUAUAGCCUUCUGUUUUUAGAUAUAUCAUGCAUUCCCUCAUUUUACAGCCGUCAAGCAUGUAACAUUACCUGGUAAUCAUCUAGUUUUCCCUGUAUGCUCCCUUUUCAGUAAUGCUUCAGUAAACAUAAUUUGUGGAAUCUCUUCCACUUGUACCAUCAGAUGAUCAAUUUUAUACUAUGUGCCUGGUAUGCAUUUUGAGGAUUAGGCACUGUGCUUGCCACUCUUGCACCAAGGGUCCAGAGUUGUAGCAUUUGUUUUUUUAGUUGGCACCAAUGCAGUUCUUGUCAAAGAUGGCUUUUGUUUCUACUCUCUGCAGCAGAGAUAUCUUUAAUGCAAAUUGUUGAUAUAGACUCUUAUUAUAAUUUACUCAAGCUUUUUAAAUGGUAUUUUUAACACUGCAAAUUUUUGAGAGAAGUUGAUGAUGUAGGAAGAGGAGGUGCUCACCUUGACAGAGGUUCAGAGGAAGCUAUGGUCACCUGUGCUUGAGAGCAAGGACAUUGCUGACUGCUUCAGCUUCUUCCUCAAAAUGGUUGAGUUCAUCACAUUAUCUUAGAUAAUUACUCAAUUUAUCCUGCUUUUGUUUUAUUUGAGCUGCAAGGACGAAACAAGAAGCAGUCCCACUCCCUGUGACUUCAGGUUUCCCUCCUGCCCAAGGCACAGUCGUGAGCUGGAGCUGUUGCUCACAGCGGGUUGGCAGAGCUGUGAAUUUAGUUCAGCUCCAAAGAGACAAGAGACAAACUCACUGGGCAGGAGGAGAUGCAGUGUGUUUGGGCUUUGUGCAUUUGGCUGGGAUUGCUUAAACCAGGACGUUCUGGAUGCUCAGAAGUUUGUGAUUCCAAUUUGAAACUCAGGUGGUAAAAAUACUUCAUGUUUGUCAACACACUGAACUAAGUUGAAGCAAUAAAGAUGCAUGUAUGGUCAUGGUGUUCUAGUGGCAAUGUUCAGGAAAGCCAAAGGUUCAUUUUUCCUCAUUGCCCAACUAGGGAAGUAUAUGUGGGUUUGUUGUUUUUUUCUACCACUGAAGAUGGCAAAAGCCAAGAGCAUUAAGAAACUCAAAAGACUUGAGCACUGUGAGGCAAAAUGAGUAUUUUCAUCUGAAUGUAGUCUCGUGCACACAAGAAAGUACAAAUAAAUGGUUUGUUGUGCCUGGUUAGAAAAAUCUGAGCAACAUAUGCUCAGAAAAUGAGUCUACAAUGUAAGAUGAGAUUUUUAAACAGAAAUUUGCUAUCUGAUUGGGGGCCAAGCAGUGAUUUUAUUUUAACAUGCCUAGCACACAAGUUUCCUCAGUGUUGCAUUAUUUCAGGUGGCACUAAUAAAAAUGGAUCUGACUGUCAGUUCAUCGUGACUGUGUCAGUGCUCUGAGCAUUGCCACAACACAGUCAACAGCCUCCUACCAACCCCAAACCAGAUGUGUGAUUUGGAUGUUCUUUGCACUCUGGCUGUCUUCCCUAACUAACAUUACGCAUAAGUUCAUGUUACUCAAAGUAUACAGCCCCGAUAACAUUACUUAAGAACUCUAUUUACAGGGACAUUUCUUUUUUUCUACUGUAGUGCUCCAGUCCAUGCUCAUAUGUUUAUGUGUGCCUAUCUGUGCAUGUGAGUAAUUCUGAAAUAAUUUUCUGAUAGUGCUGUUACAAGUAAUGCACAUAAAAGCCCUUUGUACAGCAUAUUGAUAAUGUAAUUAUGGCUUGCUUUGUAUUAUUAGUUCCAAAGAAAAUACUGUGUGUUAAUUUUUAGAAGACCUGUGCCUUGAAUUCACCUCUUUUUAUCUAUUGUGAAAAAGAGCUUGGAUUACUUCUCCCAAUUUGUUGUCUUUAUUAGGAUCAGUCUUACUGUCCAGACUGUUGAUGUCCUUCUAAGAGAAAUAAAUCUUACAAUUCGUUAACUGUAAUAGUUAAACCUCGUGUUUAGAAUAUGCCUAGAAUGCUUCCAUUAUUACAGGCUGUGGCACAUUUAAUCUAGGGAAAUCAGUGUUUGUCUUGUCCCAUUCUUUGUUUCCAGUGCUCCUCAGUCACAGAGGAUUGGAGUUUAGCCUUUGCCUUCCUGUUCUUAACAUGUACAGUUUCUUGUUUUAGUCAACAGCCUCUCCGCUCUUUCUGAACACUCUGACUUGUCAGUCAUGAACCUCUUGUUCAAUAUACGUAAUAUGAAGCAAUAAUAUGGUGCAGCAUGGCAAUAAGCAAAUAAAGAGACUUGAAUGUAAUGUACUAUUACUAAUUUCAUCUGUGUAAAUGCUGGACUUGUGAGUCAUUCUCCUCAUGGUGCACCUGUAGCAAUUCGGAGUUGGAUUAAUAGGAGCUACGUGGACACGGAAAGAGUUUACCUCCUGAACUGUUACUCAUGAUAUCUUCACCUGAAAUCAUGUUUUGAUUUUCCUUUUUGCUGAGGAAAACAGCAUUUUGUUAUUCCUUGCCAGUUCCUUUAUUUAAUGAAACAUAAAAGGCAUAGUUCUGCAAAGAGCUGAUACUGUCUUCAAGAACAACCUGGUGCAGCACAAAGGACAUUUGAACAAAAAAAGUGCAGACCACUUACUGUGUGCCAGAGUCAAUGUAACGUUACCCUGCAUAUAACAUUAAGGUCUUCAGAUUGUGCUGGCAGUAGGAAAGUGAUUUUGUAAUGUAGCACAACUGCAAUAACACCUGUUAUAUUUAAGUAUAUUUCUUGCAUAAUUCUUUGAAAGUUUUUUAAAGUUCAGUGUAUCUAAUAAACAUUUGCCUUUUGAAUA